Messenger RNA from Phanerochaete carnosa HHB-10118-sp, 2728 nucleotides. RefSeq lists its product as uncharacterized. Gene Ontology annotation, molecular function: methyltransferase activity; structural constituent of ribosome. NCBI's taxonomy places the organism in Eukaryota, Fungi, Basidiomycota, Agaricomycetes, Polyporales, Phanerochaetaceae. The transcript is spliced from 12 exons. The record is from RefSeq and is a predicted model, not a curated record. Bases 47 to 1795 code for a protein of 582 amino acids. Gene Ontology annotation, biological process: translation. Gene Ontology annotation, cellular component: mitochondrial small ribosomal subunit.
UAUCGACCUAGAUCCGUCUAUGAAAGCUCUCUUGCGAGAUGUGGACAUGUCACUCCUUCGCCACAAAACCGUACAUUCAAGUGACCUGGCCAAAACGCCGCGCGAGUUGGAAGUAUACCCCAACGACCCUGCUGAUGUAGAUGAUUACAUGACCUCAGAGGAGCUGGACUUCCAGGAGGCCGACGCUGACGAUAAGUCAACGCGUAAAUCACCAGCUGCACUCUUUGGCAGUCAGCGUAUCGGCGCUGUCGUUCUGCCACUAGAGCUUCAGAAAGCAAUCACGCAGCUAAUCUCGGAGUCUGACAAACCUAUGCUGCAUGUGGAUGCAAAGCGGCUGUUCCUAGACGAGAAUGAAAGCGGAGCCGAGUGGGAUACUACUUACGAUGUGCGCUACAAGUCAAGAGAGCAGCGCGUUCGCCACGCGGAGCGCGACGGCACGGCAUUUGCUUCAGUGGCACUGCCCGCGCAUUAUUCCGCCAUAUAUGCGGUGCUACAUCACUUGAAGCAGCGGCUAAGUCCCGGCUGGUCAGUUCAACAUGUCAUUGACUGGGGUGCAGGAACGGGAAGCGGUCUCUGGGCGUCGUCUUAUGCAUUUCAGAAGCCACCGGAAGAAGGUGCAGAGGAGGUUGAUGUUCAAUUCGUCAAGUCGACAUUAGCGUCCUACAUUGGUAUCGAGAAAAGAGAGGGGCUAGUAAAAAUCGGUAAACGACUGCUGAAAGGUACAGACGUGGGCGAUGUCAGCGUAUCAUGGCAGAAAGCGUUUCAUGAGGAUAACAAAUUGCCUCGUGUUGACGGUGGUGGUGUCCUUUCAUUGUCCGCCUUCAUGUUGUCAUCUCUACCUAACACUGUGGCGCGUAAGAAAGCGGUCAAAGAGAUGUGGGAGAGCGGUGCUGACAUCAUCGUUCUCAUCGACCAUAACACGACGACUGGCUUUCAAUGUAUAGCCGAUGCUCGUGACAACCUUCUCCGAAUGGGUAAGCGCGAAAUGGAAGACCCUGACGCGAAGGAUUGGCCAGUGCGGGGUUCGCAUGUUGUUGCACCUUGCCCUCACGACGGUGCAUGCCCUUUGUUCAACGUGGGCCCGAAGUCGCUUGUAUGCGGGUUUUCUCAGCGUCUCCAACGACCGGAAUUUGUCCGCAAGACCAAACAUUCGAAGAUGGGACAUGAAGACAUUGGCUAUUCGUAUGUGGUCAUCCGGCGAGGCGCCAGGCCAGAACAGCCGAACAGCAAGUUCGGCCGCAUUGGCGACAUUGGUAGACGUGAGCUGGAGAAGAUCGCUGCUGCCCAGGCUUCCGCAGCAGAAUUGGUCGUCGACAGAGAUGCCAGCCAGCCAGCCAAACCAACAAAGCCUCCCGUUGAUCCAUCUCUGACGAUUGAUCCUGCCGGGGUCGACAUGACCCCGCAAGAUAUUCAAGAAACUCUGAGGUCUGAAGCUUAUUACUGGCCAAGGCUAGUAUUCCCGCCUCUGAAGCGGAGUGGCCACAUUGUUUUGGAUGGCUGCACCUCAGAGGGGAAAAUCAUGCGUAUGACAGUUCCGAAGUCGCAAGGCAAACAGCCAUUUUACGAUGCUCGGAAAUCGUCCUGGGGAGACAUCUUUCCUCAUGACCCCAAGAAUCCUCCGCAGGUACGCUUCACCCCUGAGAUGGCUGGUCGUCGACCAGCACCGGGCAACCAGCCAAAAAAUACCGCGACCAGCAAGCAUAGUUACGCCCAGCUUGUGGACGAAUUGAGGCAGAAGCAAAGCCGUAUCAGGAGAGAGCGCAGACGUCAAGCACAGAUCAACAAUGAAGAGUAAUACCAUGUCAUGUAGUAGUGAUCGUGUCUGUCUCGCUUCCCCGCUCAUUAGUAUACUUGCAUGCAUAGCUGUGGCAAUAUAUGGGCCGUGUCGAAUCAACUAAUAAUCCGCUAUCCGAAUACCUGGUCCGUGCGGUGAGCUUAGUAACACUCGGACAAUCUGGUAUUGGGGCUUGUUAGAUGACGGAUCCUCCUUCGAAGCAAGGGAGGCGCGCUCGUUGCCAGUAGCACGCUUCACCACGCUGAGGAAAUAUCGGAUAUUCUUGAUGACAUCUUCCACCGGCCAAUUCAUCUUGGCAAUUGGAGCGCGGAUAGCUCCCACUUUGUCACCCUUCCACUCACUGGUGCCCUGCAGCCUUCGGAUGUAGCCUGCGAUGUCGUCCGUGACAGUGCCUCGCCGCUCAGAAGGCAUGAGACCCAGUGGACCGAGAACACGACCCAGCCUCGGGCUAAUAGCCCGAAUGAGGUCAGGAGUACACAAGUACAUGGUUGCCUGAUGACGACCCGAGAUAAUACCUUCGACAAGCUCUACACCUCCGAUAAUAUCAGCACCGACCUUCUUCGCCUCUUCCGCUGCCCUUCCUUCCGCGAAGACGAGAAUACGGUCCUUCGUCUUGGGCUUUGGUUCCCUGGGAAGCGAGUAACGGCCCUUUGGGACAGUUGCACCACGUUCCGGAGCCUGGGUCUUGAUGACAAGCUCAUAUGUGGCAGUCGGCGAUGUAACUUCCACGGCGCGUAGAACAGAGACGGCAUCGUUGAGAGGCAUCUUCUCGACAUCGUAGACGUUCUUUUUGGCCUUGAGUGCCCUCUUUCGCGCUUUUGCGGCAAGUUGGGCCUUCGUGAGCGGAGCCCUUUCCUUCUGCUUACGGGCCAUGAGCACCGCCGCUGCAUGGAACUCUCGACGAGCAUUCAUGAGUCCUAGGGCACCAGUCAA